AUGCAGGAGAAGGAAGUGGCCUACUCCACCGCGGUGGCUGAUGAGGCAGCCUCGGAGGAGACUGCCGUCCACCUCAAAAACCUGAAGCUACAGCAUCAGUGGGACCCCAACCUCCCCGAUGAAAUCGCUGACGAGAUCGAUGAAGCCCUCCACACGACCGACAAGGGGGCGCGCGAGGGCAUGGCCCAUGAGCUGCUGGACGACUCGCCCUACCCCGAAGUGCGCGCUGCUGUGCCCAACUACGACGAGGGUGGCCACACCAACACCAUCCGCGCGUGGACCAUCGGUCUGAUCUUUGCCACCAUCGGUUCGGCCCUGAACAUGCUGUUCUCCAUGCGUAACCCCUAUAUUGUCAUUCCCUCCUAUGUCGCCCAAGUCGUCGCCUACCCAGUGGGUGUGUUCUGGGCCAAGGUCAUGCCGAAAAAGCAAUUCAGUCUAUUUGGACGUCAAUUUAGUCUCAACCCGGGCCCCUUUAGCAAGAAGGAGCAUGCCCUCAUUGUCAUCAUGGCCAACGCAACUUUCGGUGGUGGUGCUGCCUAUGCGACGGACGUCCUGUUGGCUCAACGUGCCUUCUAUAAGCAGUCUUUCGGAUGGGGGUUCGAGAUCCUCAUGUGUAUCUCGACGCAGAUGCUCGGGUUCGGUAUGGCGGGAUUCUUCCAUCGGUUCUUGGUGGCUCCAGCCGCUAUGAUCUGGCCUUCCAAUCUUAUUAACUGCGCCCUGUUCACGGCGCUUCACGACACCCGCACGCCGGACCCGUCCAAAGUCAAUGGAUGGCGCAUUGGCAAGUACCGCUUCUUCCUCUACGUGAUGAUCGGGUCCUUCUGCUGGUACUUCUUCCCGGGUCUCAUUGCGCCGUUCUUGAGUAUCUUUGCCUGGGUCACCUGGAUCAAGCCCCAGAGCCCGGUCGUCAACCAGCUCUUUGGCGGCUCGACUGGGCUGUCGCUGAUCCCCAUGACCUUUGACUGGACGCAAGUUUCGGGUUUCAACUUCAGUCCCCUUAUCGCCCCCUGGCAUGCGAUCGCCAACACGCUCAUUGGUAUGGUGAUCUUUUUCUGGAUCGCGACGACUGGCAUCCAUUACAGUGGCACCUGGUUCGCCGAGUACCUGCCUAUUAGCGACUCCAGCAGUUACGACAACACGGCUAAUACGUAUAACGUCAGUCGCAUUAUGACGCCGGAGUUCACCCUUGAUUUGAAGGCAUACGAGGAAUACUCCCCGCUGUUCCUGUCCACGACCUUCGCCCUGUGCUAUGGUCUCUCUUUUGCUACUAUUAUUUGUCUGCUCGUCAACACCGGUCUCUUCCACGGCAGUGAGCUCUGGGUGCGCUUCCGCAACUUCGGUAAGGAGGAGGAGGAUGUCCACGGCCGCCUGAUGGCUCGCUUCAAGCCGGUCCCGCUCUGGUGGUACGGGGCAGUGGUGUUGUCUAUGAUUGGCAUUGGUCUUGGAGUUGUUUUGGGCUAUCCGACCCACUUGGACUGGUGGGCAUUUUUCGUGGCCUUGAUCAUUGCUGUGGUGUGGUACGUGCCCAUCGGUAUCAUCCAGGCGUCUACCAACAUUGCCCUCGGGUUGAACGUCUUGACCGAAUUUAUUGUCGGGUAUAUCCAGCCGGGUAAGCCCAUGGCCAUGAUGCUGUUCAAGACCUACGGGUACAUGAGCAUGUACCAAGGGCUGUAUUUCAACCAAGACAUGAAACUAGGCCACUACAUGAAAAUCCCCCCUCGUGUCUCCUUUUCCGGACAGAUGGUUGCCGCCUUGUGGUCCUCUAUCGUGCAGAUCGCCGUCAUGAACUGGGGUCUCGCGACCAUCAAGGACGUCUGCAGCCUGGAUCAGGUCAACCACUACACCUGCCCCAACGGCCGUGUGUUCUUCAAUGCCUCGGUCAUCUGGGGCCUCAUCGGCCCCCAGCGGAUGUUCUCCCCGGGUCAGAUGUAUGUUAGUCUGCAAUGGUUCUGGUUGGCGGGCGCGUUGCUGCCCGUGAUCAUCUACCUCGCCGCUCGGAUGUGGCCCAAGUCCAACAUCCGGUACCUCAGCGCUCCCCUGAUCUUCGGUGGCGCCGGUCUGAUCCCCCCGGCCACCCCGCUCAAUUAUCUCACCUGGGGUGUUGUGGGUAUGAUCUUCAACAAGUACAUCCGCGACAAGUUCCGCGGCUGGUGGAUGCACUACAACUACAUCUUGUCCGCCGGGCUGGAUGUGGGAUUGGACUUGUGCACCAUCCUGAUCUUCUUGACGAUCGACCUCACCGGCGCGAGCUUCCCCGAGUGGUGGGGCACCCGCAUCGCCAGUGGUACCAUGGACACAAUGGGUACGGCCAUCCAGAAGACGGUCAACGGAACCUUUGGUCCGGCGACCUGGUAG
Aspergillus fijiensis CBS 313.89 is the source of this 2355-nucleotide messenger RNA. RefSeq names its product small oligopeptide transporter, OPT family (gene optB). NCBI's taxonomy places the organism in Eukaryota, Fungi, Ascomycota, Eurotiomycetes, Eurotiales, Aspergillaceae. Gene Ontology annotation, molecular function: oligopeptide transmembrane transporter activity. The transcript is spliced from 2 exons. Gene Ontology annotation, biological process: transmembrane transport. Bases 1 to 2355 code for a protein of 784 amino acids. The record is from RefSeq and is a predicted model, not a curated record.